Molecule: messenger RNA, 2232 nt
Organism: Parnassius apollo (apollo)
Lineage: Eukaryota; Metazoa; Arthropoda; Insecta; Lepidoptera; Papilionidae
Source: the annotation of a GenBank genome assembly
AUGGUGAAAUCAAAUAAAGUAUUAAAAUCGAAAGUGAAGAAGGAUGGUGAAUUCAUCCCGCCGGAUGGUGGUUGGGGUUGGAUGAUUGUGUUCGCAGCUGGCUUCUCCAAUCUAUCAGCCCUGCCGAUGCUCCAACAGUUCGGGCUCCUGUUCCGGGACAAGUUUGCUCGCCUCGGCAUCGGCAGCUCGGAGACAACGACAAUAAUCAACAUGAACUCGGCGCUGACCUCUUGCGUCGGAUUAGCCAACGGACCUGUCUUCAAAACAUUCAGUUACCGUCAAGUAUCUUUAACGGGUGCAAUCGUGGUCUUUAUAGCAUUGAUCCUGACAACCUUUUCCUACAAUUUUAUGACUUACUUGAUAUCAUUUUCAAUUCUGUAUGGUGCUGGAUACGGUAUUAGUAGUUCUGCAAAUGCUCUCGCUUUAAAUACUUAUUGGAAAAAAAGAAGGAGACUAGCGACUGGUCUAUCAUGGACUACAACCGGGAUGGGACCAAUGUUAUGGCCGCACAUAAUAACUGGACUGUUUGCCGUUUUUGGAGAAACUGGCACGAUUCUCAUUAUUAGUGGACUUUCACUUCACGCAAUAGCUUGCGCACUUUUAUUGCAGCCAGUGGAGUGGCAUUCUAAGUCACCUAAUGUCAAAGAACAAGAUGAGGAGAAAUUAUUGACUUCAGAACGACUUAACGCGCAUACCGAUAAGAAGAAUAAGGAAAACGGUUACUUCAGUCAAAUGUCGAAGAUUAAAAAUAUAAGCGUAUUUUCAAGUCAAUACCUCUAUAACGAAGAUGAUCCCGUUACACCCGGUUACGAAAUAACAGAUCCCGGUAUACCUAUGAUGGUAAGAGCCAAUGAUGGAUAUUUCAGUCAGUCAAGACAAUCAAAGAGUCAUAUUUCUUCGAGGGAUGGGUCUACUCGUAAUUCUCGUCUCAAUUCUAAGAAACCUUCCAUGUCCAAUUUAUUAGAAAAUCGAUCACGGAAAUCAUCAACUUUAUAUCUUAACGAGUCUAAGAAAAACUCAUCCGCAAAUUUAGGUGCAUUAGCUCAAGAGCGAGAGACAUUUAAGCCAAAACGAAAGACGUCUAUCAAUUUGAAUACUCAGAUCCCAGAGUCGGAAAUUGAAGAUUGCCCUACGCUUAAAGCUCCUCAAGAUUUGAAAGCUGAUGAAAAGGUGGCCAUAGAGAACAUAGACCCGGAGAAAGCUAAAUAUAUAGCCGAUAAAGCUGAAAAACAUUUUUCAGGUAGUAAAAGUAUUAAAUCAUUUAAAAUGGAUGGCCAAUAUGGAGAAAAUUACAAUAAAGACAAUGAUAGUAACAUUUCGUUAAAGAAUCAAGAAGACCAUGAAGAAAAAAAUUAUUUAAAAGAUAAUCACAGUAACCAAUCUUAUCGUACGAGGUAUAGGAGAAAGUCUAAUAAUUUUAAUUACGAGAGUGAAGUCCUUAAACAAGCUUCCUUAAAAUUAGAACAAUAUAUAAAAGAAAAUGAAGAUAAAACCUAUACUGAUAAAUUUAAAUUAAUAAUAAACAAUCCGGUAGAAGACAAUGUAUUUGAUGAAAAUAAAGAAGAAAAUAUAGGAAUUGAAGAGGAAAAAUUAUCUUUUUGGGAGAAAGUAGUGUUAUUCUUUGACUUAGACCUCUUAAAGGAUUUUACUUUUAUUAAUUUGAUGUUGGGAAUAACGUUAGCCAAUUUUAAUGAGUUAAACUUUUCUAUACUUACUCCUUUCAUUUUGGGAGACUAUGGUAUGACGAAACCUCAAGUGGCAUUUUUUAUGUCACUAUUGGCUGGAGUAGACCUCUGUGUUAGAUUUUGCAUUCCAUUUGUAGCUGGAAAAGUUGGUUGGGAGAACAAUUCCUUUUUUCUUUUUGGAGUUAUGUCUAUGGCGAUGGGGAGAGUAGUUUUAGCGUAUUGUCAACACUACACAGUAGUACUUUUAGUAGCAGUAGUAAUAGGAUUUGGAAAAGGUCUUCGAACCGUAUUUAUGGCUCUAGUUAUUCCAACUCAUGUGCCAUUACACAAAUUGCCUGGUGCUACUGGAAUCCAACUUCUUACAGCUGGAAUAGUCUACCUUUCACUAGGGCCCGUAGUAGGAUGGAUCAAAGAUAACACAACUACAUCUGUGACUUUGCAUUGUUUGAACAUUUUCACGUGGCUGACGGCACUCUCAUGGGGCUUAGAAAAGUAUAUCACUGCAAAACGACAGAACAAAACGAAUAAUGAUAUUGCUAAGGCGUAG